Molecule: messenger RNA, 6199 nt
Organism: Xyrauchen texanus (razorback sucker)
Lineage: Eukaryota; Metazoa; Chordata; Actinopteri; Cypriniformes; Catostomidae
Product: ELAV-like protein 3
Exons: 7
Coding region: 351-1451 (366 amino acids)
Cellular component (GO): ribonucleoprotein complex
Molecular function (GO): RNA binding
Source: RefSeq, a predicted model, not a curated record
AACUGGGAAAUACACAACAGCAGAACCACAACACCCUCCCUGGACACACCCUACUGGGGAUCACUGCUUCUCUUUUUUCCAAGACCAUCGCCCACGCCACACGGAGAGAAAUCUCUCUCUCAUCAUCAUCCUGAAAGAAAACCCCUUCUCCUCAUUUUCACACUGCUGAGGAAACCUACAAACGCACGGGCUGAGAUUUCCUGACGAAGAUUGUCUUUUUUCCUUUUCUUUUUUUCUUUUCAUUUGGAAACUGACGUUUCUCCAUCCACACCACCGUGAAAUAACUGCAAGCCGACCUGAAGACCUGCACAUUGAAGGACCUAGAUCACUAUCAUCUUUGUGCAUCAAGAAUGGUUACUAUAAUUAGCACCAUGGAAACUCAGGUGUCCAAUGGUCCAAGCGGAACCAGCCUGCCCAACGGCCCCGUCAUUAGCACUAAUGGCGCUACAGAUGACAGCAAAACCAACCUGAUCGUCAACUACCUGCCUCAGAACAUGACCCAGGAAGAGUUCAAGAGCUUGUUUGGCAGCAUUGGAGAGAUUGAGUCCUGCAAAUUAGUCAGAGACAAGAUCACAGGUCAGAGUUUGGGCUAUGGCUUUGUAAACUACGUGGAUCCCAAUGAUGCCGACAAGGCCAUCAACACACUCAAUGGUCUUAAACUGCAGACCAAAACAAUCAAGGUGUCUUAUGCCAGACCCAGCUCAGCUUCCAUUCGCGAUGCCAACCUGUACGUGAGUGGGCUGCCCAAAACUAUGAGUCAGAAAGACAUGGAGCAGUUGUUUUCUCAGUAUGGACGGAUCAUCACCUCACGCAUCCUGGUUGACCAGGUCACAGCAGGUAUAUCGCGUGGAGUUGGUUUCAUCCGGUUCGAUAAAAGAAACGAGGCUGAGGAAGCUAUCAAAGGCCUCAAUGGUCAAAAGCCUCUUGGAGCUGCCGAACCCAUCACAGUCAAGUUCGCCAACAACCCCAGUCAGAAGACGGGACAAGCCCUGCUCACCCAGCUCUAUCAGACAGCCGCCCGCCGCUACACUGGCCCUCUGCACCACCAGACACAGCGCUUCAGACUCGACAAUUUACUAAACGCCAGCUACGGAGUCAAGAGCUCUCCUCCUUUCUUACCCAGAUUCUCCCCAAUAACCAUUGACAGCAUGACCAGUCUAGCCGGAGUCAACCUGACCGGUCCUACCGGAGCCGGCUGGUGCAUCUUCGUCUACAACUUGUCCCCAGAAGCUGACGAAAGUGUCCUGUGGCAGCUCUUCGGGCCAUUUGGCGCCGUCACAAAUGUCAAAGUCAUCCGUGACUUCACCACCAACAAAUGUAAGGGCUUUGGCUUUGUCACCAUGACCAACUACGACGAGGCAGCCAUGGCUAUCGCCAGCCUGAACGGCUAUCGCCUAGGUGACCGCGUGCUGCAGGUCUCCUUCAAGACCAGCAAACAGCACAAGGCUUGAAGGGAGGCCUAGUCACUAUUGCUCUUUAACAUACAGUGGUAGCCACUGAGCUCCCUGUACAUUCACUCUACAUGGGCCUGGACUGAGUCUCUCUUGAACAUACACAUAUACACAUAAACACACACAUUUCGUUUUCGGACAAAAACACAAAAAAUAGAGUUUAUUUUAUUUUCUCUUUACACAACAUACUAGUCCUUCCCAACGUUUGCCUGUAUUGAUUUAGCAGAAGUGUGAGGCGGGGCUGGGGAUGACAUGGAGGACAGUCUAAUGAAUGUGACAGAGAAUGUCUGCUGAGAGCUUUGAUUUAAUUCAGGCAAAGAAAGAGAACUGGUCAAUGAAAUACUGAAAAAAGAAGAAUCAAAUAUGUGCAAUUUACCCAAAAUCUGGCCCCAGUAACUCUCCUGUCUGGCUUCAGAGGAUGUAGUCACUUUUUUACACUUGGGCAUUUUGAAUCAGUGAUUUUUUUAGAGAAAAAAUUAUUAAAUAACAGUGUUCUCUUAUAUAUAUAUACACACACACACAUAUAUAUUAUGAUAUAACUAUAUAUUCAACAUUUAAGGUGGUUAUAAUAGCCAAACAUGUAAGCAUUUUCUAGAACUUUUAGUACGGUUUCCUCACUCUACAUUAGGCACCACACACCUUACCUGAGCUCUAACCAGACAGCCACUGAACAAACUGUGUUGGAUUGUAGUCACAAAUCGAGAGGUCACCCGGGGGUCAUAUCAAUCACUUCAGCACACCAAAAGACAACAUUCAUCUCACUCACACACACACACACACACACACACACACACACACACACACACACACACACACACACACACACACACACACACACACACACACACACACACACACACACACACCUAGUUAAAAUCUAGAAUUGAUUCCACCAUUGUCUGUGUAACUAGGAGCAUUUCAAACAGUGAUGGCAUUUGGAAUUCUUUUGAAAAUCUUGCCAACCAAUAAUGGAGGCCAACAGCAGAAUCCAGAACCGUGCUAGAACAUUUAAACAUGUUGAUAUGUACAAAUAGCCCUGGAGUAGGUAGGGCUUUGUGUCCAAGCUCCUUGUUAACCUCUCAAGUGGACUUUGAGCUGUCCAUAAGAAGUAUGUUGAAUGGGAAAAGUUGUAAUGGAGGUCAGGGGUCACCUUUGGCCUUCAUAACCUUUCUCAAAUGCAUUUAGCGCUAUUCAUUUAAGCGGAAUUGCGUACAUAAUGACCUCUUAAAUUACUCUGACAUGCUUCGAUUUCAGCCCCUACAUAUUCAAAAGUAAUCGCAUAUCAAACAUAAAACAUCACAUUUUGUACAUCUAUUGCCCUUAUCAGCAAGUCACAGCCACAUGACCAUAAAAAAUAAGAUGCCAUCUCAAAAUACGCAUCUCACAAAUUCCCUUAUAUAUUAAUGAUGAAAAUCCCAUAUAUGGACUAGUUGUCCAUAACUAGUCAUGGGAUAAACAUAAACUGUUCCAUAGGGAGAGACAUUGCUGUAAAAUCGCAAAACUUCACAUUAUAUGAAGAAAAGAACUGAAAGAUGUACAUGUGUGUUCAAAUCAAGUGACAUUUUGCUUUUCUAAAUAACGCUGUGUUAGCCAAAGAGGACAAUGAUCUCUUUGAAAGGAUUACAUUAGAGAUUAAUAUAUUUUUAUAUCAACGAAUAAAAAAAACAAGACCUUGUGCAACAUUUUUACUGAUUCUUAAGCGUGGAAAUCUUUGGACACACCGCAUGGCUUUUAUUUUCAGAGCUUUCAACUUUGGGGAAAGAGGGCCAGUCUGCGGUGUUAGGGCGGGGAUCGGAGGGUUGGGGAAUAAGAUUUACAUGCAGUGAAACCAUUUCAUUUUAAAAAAUAUAUAUAUAAAAAUAAAAAAAAAUGAAAUAAAUAAUAAAACAGAAAAAGAAUCAGCAGACAGGUAAAUGUAUGCAUUAAGACAGAAAAAAGACUACGCUUAAAACCUUUACAGUGAAAUCAAGCGUUGCUUCAAUGACGGUGCAGUGAAGCUCUAUGGCGUCGAACUGAACAAUAUAAACCAGGAGGAGCACUACACCCAGAGCAUUUCAUCUCUUAUCGGCAACAAAGAUGAAAUAAAGAAUACACUUUAAUGCUUCAGCAUGUUCAGUGCACCAAAAAAGCCGAAAAUUGACUAAAUCAAAUUUAGCUGCACUUUAUUAAUUCUAUUCGCCAGUAUGUCAUCACACAAAGCAAAUGUUGUCUAUCAUUAUGCUGUCUACAUUUGGUCGUUGUUUAAUUUAUUCUACACAUAUCUUCGAUAUCCCAUCAUCAGUUCAUAUCUUAGCACCUGAUUUUGAUCCUUUGCACAAGCACUAACCAACCAAGGGAUCUUAGCUUUUGUCACUUACAAAGGGAAAAGCCGUUCUAAGGAAUUUUGCAAGAGUUUGACAGCACACGCACACACACAACCACUCACACGAAUACACAUCACACAUAUGCAAGUGUCUCGGAGCCCUCUGCAUCGUGUCCACUGUAUCAAAACCAUGAUACACAUUAAACAACAGGUAACCCCUCUCAGCUUACAUACCACAUUGACGUCGCAAAACAGCCUUUUCAUUUACAACUGCAACUUAUCAGUGGUGAGCUCUACAGAGGAAAACAAAUAAAGAUUUGUCAACCCUUUACAUUUAGCAACAGGCAAGCAAGAGUAGAUACAGUAAUAAGCAACCAAGGCAACUCUGUAGUGCACAUGACAACCAAAAGGACGGGCGUAGUUGUGUCAUCCCUAUGGCAAAAUGUCCAAACGAGCCCUUUAGCUACAUCCAGAGACCUCUCAAUGCUCCCCAUAACCUCAGAGAGCCAAGGACAAUGGCAGGAAACAAACAUACUGCACCGCUUGAGCAACUACAAUAAUAAUCAUUUAAAAAAAUUUAAAAAGACAAAAAAACUUUCCUAUGGAACAGUAAGUGCAAUGUGCUUCGUUUUUAUAUUGACUGAGAACAAAAGAUAUAUAUAUUUUUAAAAAAAGAAAUUAAACGUCACACUGGAAUGGUUUGCCGAAUAGUGAAAGGAUCAAAUGUAACGAACAACGGAAAAAAAGUGUUAACUAACGGAUUCAUUAAAAGAAUCAAACAAGCACCGAGAGCUCUGAUCUCUAAAAAACUAAAUAUGUCCAUAAUCCCUUCCUCCGCCCCUUAAUAGUGCUCGGACCAUGCAAGCUAAAACAAACAGCCAUCUAUGGUAAAGAAAAGAGCAAAUCUAAAACACCGUGCAAGGAAUACGGUCUAAAAUAUCAUCGGUUUUAGCCCAUGUUGAUUUCCGAAUAUCAUUUUUCCUGUAAUUUAUUGGUUUACGGUACUUUACAUAUCAGAAUCAUAUUAACUUAGUGUAUUUGUGUUGUUGAUGUUGCCAUAGAGGACACACGUGGGUCGAAUAUUUUCUUUUGGUUCCUUUUACUGGGUACGGUUUACUAUAUUUGUUUCCAUUAUUUAUAAUUAGUUGCUGUUCUUACAGUGUAUGCAGGUUUUAGAAUUAGUUAGAAUUAUUUCAUUUCAAUCAAAAUGUGUUUAAUUGUGUUUGUAACAGUCUGUGGUAGCUUUUGUUGCAACAUAAAUAAUUUAAACUGAAAAAAAAUUCAAUAUAGCGCCAAUGAACUUGUAUUAUUUGGGCGACUUUAAGCUUGUAGUUUUAACUUAUUGUUAACUUAAAAACUAUUUAUUAUCAUUAUGAUUAUGAUUAUUAUUGCCUCGUAUGAAAGUAUGUUUUGUGUAUAUUUAUGGUUUAUUUCAUUAUAUUUGCAAGUUUAAUUACUUUUCAUUUUGCCAAAAUGUGGUUACACCUUUUUGUUUUUCUUUAAAGGAAACAAAUAGAUUUUAAAAAAGGUUAAAAAAAACAGAACAAAAAAAAACAAAAACACACAAAAAAAAAACAUCUGCUUUAGAAUUACAAUUUGGAAAAGUUCUCCAUAGGCAAAGAAUGCACUGCUAUAUUAAACUAAUUGAAGUGUAUAAACAUACAUGCUGUGUGCUAGAUGUUAUGCCUUUAAUGCCUGUGUUUUGUUUGUCUUGUUAAAUGAAAACCUUUUGAUUAUUUAAUCUAAUCACAGUCUUGUUUUUCCAGCCACGUUCAGAACCCCAUAGUGAGUCAGGGCUCGGGGCGAGGCCUGGGGCUGGGGGGGUGGGCAGGCGAGGCGCGGUCCAGUCUACCGUCUGGACCCGCAGUCAGGUCUGAGGCUCAGUAAACUUGCCAAACACCUCUCAUCUUGCUGCCACUAGCCAUGUAUCUGACAGAGAGAACAGUCUAGGGAGUAAAAUGGGAGUCAAUGUUGGGCUAGGUCGCAAUGAUGCAGACAUGGGCGAAGAAAUGGCAGCAGGAGGAGACGGGCAAGGCAAGGCACUGAGCUAGUAAAGGGGUCAGUGGUCACUCUGUUUCUCAACCAGUUGUUAUUUGUGUCAAUUAAUUUAGAAGGGACACGGAGUUACUUAGCAACGUUCUUCUGAAACCAUUUUCCAGAAAUAACUGAACAAUAACAGAAUAAAACAAAUAAACAAACAAAAAAAUGAUCAAAAACGGAACUCCUGAUCUCAGUGUCUGUGUCACGAAUAAAAAUCUCAUACUUCCAAACAUGAACAAACGAACAAAGACAAACACAUUACAAAGGGAAAAAAUAUUAAACCUUUCAGUUUAGUUUAGGAUAUUUAUUACUGGGAUUUCAGCUGAAGACGCUUGAGGACUUUUUCAUGGAAUUGUUUAAUUAUUUGUACUUUACAUGCCGGAAAAAAUAAAAGAUAUGAAUCUCA